UUUUUCUUUUUUUUUUUGUUUCUUUACUUAUUUAAUAAUAAUUAUCACAAAAAAAAAAAGAUGGAUCCUGGUUACAAGCUUCUUGAACAUAUUAAAACUAUUCCUAAUCUUAUUAAUGAAGAUCCAAGUAUUACUACACCAAAGAAUUCAAGUUUUAUGGAUUUACCUUGGUCUGAAUUCUCAAAACUUUUGGCUAAUCAAAAACGUCGUACUUCCACUACAAGUAGUGAUAGUUUAGAUUCUUCAAUUGAAGAUGAAACUGUGAAUGAUUCUUUAUGGGAUGCUAAUACUGGUUAUCAAUUCUUGGAUAACAAAUAAUAAUUACACUUUAUUUUUGCAUUAAACCAUUUUUUUUUACCCUUUCAUUAUUUCAUUACCCGCCUCUUUUCUUCUUUUUUUUUUCUCUCUCUCUCUCUCUCUCUCUAUCAUUAUCUCCAUUUUCGUGCAUAUCUUUUUGAUUCUCC
Molecule: messenger RNA, 464 nt
Organism: Halteromyces radiatus
Lineage: Eukaryota; Fungi; Mucoromycota; Mucoromycetes; Mucorales; Cunninghamellaceae
Exons: 1
Coding region: 61-318 (85 amino acids)
Source: RefSeq, a predicted model, not a curated record